AUGGUGCUUUCGUUGUUGGAGAUAAGCUUGAAAACGGCCUCCUUAUACAUGAAACAACCCGGGGUAAUCUCGGGUGUUCCGUUCGCCAACGAAGUUUUCAAGCAGUGCGAGCUCAAAGUGGACUGGCACUUCCUUGAAGGCAAGUUUAUCUCUGCUGAACUCUUGGCUCAGAACAAGGGUAAGGUUGUUGUUGCCACAGUGACAGGCCCAGCUAAUAAGAUCUUGCUCAGUGAAAGAACAGCUUUGAACUUGUUGGCUCGCUCAUCUGGUAUUGCAACACAAUCACGCAUCACUAAGGAAUUGGCUGACAAAAGUGGAUACACCGGUAUUAUUGCUGGUACACGGAAAACUACUCCAGGACUUAGACAGCUCGAGAAAUACUCGAUGUUGGUCGGUGGAGUGGAUGCGCAUAGGUACGAUUUGAGCAGCAUGGUCAUGCUUAAGGACAAUCACAUCAUGUCCACUGGUAGCAUUCGUGACGCGGUUGCAAGUGCACGAAAAGUAUGUGGCUUUGCUGUUAAAGUAGAAGUUGAAGUCAGUACUGAGGAGGAUGCAAAAGAGGCGAUCGAUGCUGGUGCUGAUGUGGUUAUGUUGGAUAACUUCAGUGGAAACGAGUUGCGCAAGGUAGCUCAAAGUUUGAAGAACCACUACAAAGGAAGCAAUAAAAGCUUUUUGUUGGAGUGCUCCGGUGGGUUAACUUUGCAGAACUUAUCUUCGUACUUGUGCAAUGACAUUGACAUCUACUCUACGUCGUCGAUCCAUCAAGGGUGCAGCAUUGUGGAUUUCUCUUUGAAAAUCGACGAGAAAAAGUGA
This is a messenger RNA of Clavispora lusitaniae ATCC 42720, 813 nucleotides long. Its product is annotated as nicotinate-nucleotide diphosphorylase (carboxylating). Gene Ontology annotation, molecular function: nicotinate-nucleotide diphosphorylase (carboxylating) activity. Gene Ontology annotation, cellular component: cytoplasm. The record is from RefSeq and is a predicted model, not a curated record. NCBI's taxonomy places the organism in Eukaryota, Fungi, Ascomycota, Pichiomycetes, Serinales, Metschnikowiaceae. Gene Ontology annotation, biological process: NAD+ biosynthetic process; quinolinate catabolic process.